AUGGCAUCUGCAGGACUUCAGAUCUUGGGCAUCAUUUUGGCAGUGAUUGGCUUUUUUGGAGACAUAAUUACCUGUGCUCUGCCAUUGUGGAAGGUGUCUGCUUUCAUUGGAAACAACAUUGUGACAGCACAGGUUUUCUGGGAGGGCCUCUGGAUGAACUGUGUGAUGCAGAGCACUGGCCAGAUGCAGUGCAAGGUCUAUGAUUCCAUGCUCGCUCUUCCUCAAGACCUGCAAGCAGCCCGUGCUCUGGUUGUGAUCUCCAUCUUGGUCACCCUAAUGGGACUCCUGCUUGCCAUCGCAGGCGGAAAGUGCACCAACUGCAUUGAAGAGGAGACUGCCAAGAGUAAGGUGGCCAUUGCUGCGGGGGUGGUGUUCAUUGUUGGUGGCAUCCUGUGCCUCAUCCCUGUAUCCUGGUCUGCUAAUGAGGUCAUCAGGAACUUCUACAACCCUAUUAUGUCUGACGGACAGAGGAGAGAGCUUGGAGCAUCGCUGUUCAUUGGCUGGGCUUCAUCUGGACUCCUGAUCAUUGGAGGUGCACUCCUUUGUUGUCAGUGCAAGCAGCCUAAGGAUGGUGGAUACUCUGUGAAAUACUCCGCUCCACGCUCUGCAACAGGUGGUGGAGCAUAUGUUUAA
Molecule: messenger RNA, 633 nt
Organism: Pelmatolapia mariae (spotted tilapia)
Lineage: Eukaryota; Metazoa; Chordata; Actinopteri; Cichliformes; Cichlidae
Product: claudin-like protein ZF-A89
Exons: 1
Coding region: 1-633 (210 amino acids)
Biological process (GO): bicellular tight junction assembly; cell adhesion
Cellular component (GO): bicellular tight junction; plasma membrane
Molecular function (GO): structural molecule activity
Source: RefSeq, a predicted model, not a curated record